GUUCGCGAGAAGGCCGACCGCUGCAGCGGUGAGGGCGCUUGGCCGCGACAGCCAGAUCAUGCUCGGCGGCAUCGCGCUGGAUCGCCCCCCCGUGAGGGUGGCAGCCGCCCCGGGGGACCAGGUCGGAAGCCUCGCCAGGGCGCCAGCGCAGCAGGCUGGGCCCGUUCAGCGGAGGGUUUCCCCGGGGCGGGUGUGGGUCGUCGCCGAGGACGUGGCCUCCCUCCGCCGAGGUGAGAUCGUGGAUGAACUCACGCGGGAGGCACAUGUCAUCGGAGACAAGUCUCUGAUGCCGCUGGAGGGCGGCGACACCGCGAUGCUUAGGAGGACGUUCCCCGAUGCCGUCGGCGGCAUGAUGGAUGAACUGCCCGAGGGCGGCAUUGACCUCACGGGCCCUCGCACUUGCUGGUAUCGGCUUCAGAAAACCGCCUCCCUGUCUCAGACGCCCGUCACGCAGUCUGAGCACUUGGCGGUGGCCGCCAAGAUCCAGGCGAUAGCGCGCGUCGACCAGCUCAACGCGCCCAGCUUGAAGUCAGGCGAGCUGGUCGCGAGGAGGCUCCAGCUCAUCGAGGACGCGCACACUCAUGCUGGCGCUGGAGGCGCAGCGGACUACAGCGCGGCCGACCACUACAUGGGCUGGUUGUCGCGGAGGAUGGGAGCGGUCAUCGACCCGCAGCUGCGCAAGCACGUGGCCGACAACCUCCGCGGCGAGGCGCAGGUCGCCAAGGGGGCGAGGAGGCUCUGCUGGAGUUGGCCCCCCCCCCUGCCAUCGCCCACCAACGCGCACAGUCGCUGCGGGGCCGCUGAUGAGCUCCUGGCUAGCGUGGUCGGCGACGCCGGGGUCGACCAGGGUGCCGCAGUGAGGCCGUGCAAGCGCUCUCUGGUGACGAUGCCAGCGGUUGGGGAGAGCUCUGCUCCACUGACCUCGGUGGCUGGCGAGCUGGAGAGGGAGUUGCUACAGCGGCCCGUAGAGACGAUGCUGGCAGAUUCCGACGAUGUGGGUUGGAGGUCUGAGAAGAUGACUUUGACCAAGCCCCACAUGGACGAAGUCUUGCGCUCGGAUAGAUCUCAGUACUGGAUUUUCCUUGAGGACCUGCACGGCGCGUCGCUCAUUUUUCGGGCGCGCCGACCUCGCGAGAUUUGCGCGCCAUUUUUCUUAGCCAAGAAGAAUGGCGACCUCCGUAUGGCGAUGGACUGCCGCGUCAGCAACCCCCACUUUUGGCCCCCCCCCCGCCUCGACAUGGGGACAGGCGGUGCUUGGCCAAGGUUGGAGAGGCCCGAAGGCGCAGGCCCACUCUUUACAGCCGCAGCAGACGUGAAUAACUAUUUUCACACCAUCCAGAACCAUCUGGACCUUCAGCUCUCCUUCUGCCUGCCGCCGAUCUCGCGCGGCGAGGCGCGGACCUUCAUGGGCGGUUUCGAAGGGUUGAGCGAUCGCGAGCCUGUCUGGCCCACGCUUCGGUCUGUUCCCCUGGGGUGGAGCUGGGCGUUCAAUUAUGGCCAGAAGAUCUUGGAGAACCCCAAUGAUGAGGCGCUGAGGGGCUUCACCCAGUGCGCCCUGCUGAGAGACGUCGGGCCGAUUCCGGACGUCGCUUCGGAGCUGGGCGCGCCGCCGCACCGCGACAACCUCAACGUCUUUGGCCUGGACAAGAGCGCCGCGCAGCUGGCCAAAGACAGGGUGGUCUCCCACCUGAGGGCGAGAGGCUUCCCCGUCCACGAGGAGGUCGACGCCGCGGUGAAGGUCGCCCCCCUCGGCAGGUGCAUCGACGGCGACAGGUGGAUCGUCUGCGACAAGCCUGAGCGGGCAGAGCGGCUCGCGAAGGAUGAGUUGGCAUCCACGAGCUAUUAUGACAAACGCCUGCGAGACUGGUUCAGCGCACUCGGAAAACUGGGUGUCUUCUCGGACCCCAGCUCCGUGGUCCCAGAAGGUCCAGGAGGCUCCAUGGAGAUGCUCGAGAAGAGCUCGUACUUCCAGGAGGCGAGGGCUACUGAUUUGGGCAUCAGGCACGGGCUUAGGUCCGUCAAGGGGCUCAAGAGGCACCAUCUUAUCAUGGGGGACCAUCUGGGCAACGCCAUGGCCUCUGGGAAGUCGCGGGCUGCGUCCUUCUCCAUCCUCAACCUCAUCCGUCGUGCCUCGGCUCUGGCGUUAGCUAGCUGCUCCAAGUGGCAUUUUCGUUGGGUGCCUUCUGAGAAGAAUACCGCCGAUGGCUUCCCACGGCGAUGGGAAGGAGACCCGCAAGCUGGGCAGGGCCACGCCGCCAGCAAGCGGGAGGCCGCUCCCCCGCCGCCUCGGACGCGGGCAUCCGAAGCCGCCGCCCUCGUCAAGAGGCGCAGCGCGGACGACGGCGGCCACGCGCUCGCAGGGGUCACCUCGCGACUGCAUCGCGAGGCCGCUGGAGCGCCGCUGCCGCAGCUGGGGGCCCGCCUGCCACGGGGGGGAGCUCGGCAUUUGGUGGCGGCAGCCAGUCGAGGCGAGAGGAGGUCCAAGGGGGCCGUGACCUUCGGCACCUUCGAGCCUCGGGUAGCAGCAGGCCAGGUUUCCAUUCUGGAGUCGCAUGCCGUUACGAGCACGACGGAGGGCCUCUACAAUGCUUGGUUCAAGGAGCUCCUGGUUUUUGCGAUCUCGAUCGGGCGCGCCCUGGACACCGUGAAGAGUGUCGACGCUGCCAUGGCGGACUUCGCGGAUUACCUGUUUCUAGAGGGCUUCGAGAAGGCCGACUUGCUCAAGGCGUACGCCGCAGCGGCCUGGAAGGGCUACACCAACCUCGACCCAGGCGUUACUCUGGCGCCCAUCCCUUGGAAGAUCGCGCGCUGGAUCGCGUACUUGCGGCCGAUCGACCUGCGCUCCCUGAGGGAGGAGGACCUGGCGCCGCCGCGUGCGAGCAGUCGGUGGUGGGCUCUGAACCUCCACCCGGCCGAGCGCGGCGACAAGUCGAAUGUCGGCCUCUGCGACGAGAGCAUCCUGCUGGACGCGCAGUACCUGCCAGGCCUGGGCGCCGCGGUGGCGUCGCCCAAGACGGGCGACCCUGGGAAGAAGCUGUUCGACAUCGAGCCGUCGGCCCUCCUGGCGCACUGGAAGGCAGCGAUGCGCCUGUUGGGUUUCCCGAUGCCAGGUAGGCGCAGUGCCAGCUCCGGCACGGCGGCCCCUCCCACGACCGCCUCGUGGGUUGCCGCUCGCUGCGGGAGAUCCAGCGCCGAGGCCGGCCUCCCGCCGCGCUGCGUCCUCGACCUGCGCGCCGGGCGCGCGGGCGUCAGCCAAGCGCUCGCACGCCAAGGCAUCGAAGGCUCCGCGUGGGACACCCUCUUCAGCCAAGAGGCCUACCUUGCGAGCCCGGGCAAGAUGAGGUGGCUGGCCAGGCGCGUGGCGCAGUGCAACAUGAUGCAGCAUCAGCGCCAGCUAGCUGCGGCAG
This is a messenger RNA of Prorocentrum cordatum, 3407 nucleotides long. Lineage: Eukaryota; Dinophyceae; Prorocentrales; Prorocentraceae. The record is from the annotation of a GenBank genome assembly.